AUGGCUCCUCCAACCUCCAAGACAACAGCCGACUCACCAGAUUCUGGAGCACCGCGGAAACGGCGCCGAACUGCCCUGGCCUGUGAGGAGUGCCGCGAUAGGAAGCGAAAGUGUGAUGGAGUCAAGCCUAUUUGCGGAGCAUGCAAAACCCGUUCCGACCCACGCUAUGUUCAAGAGCUCAAGAGCCGCGUCAGAGAGCUGGAGGAUACACAGAGGUUAGCGGGUACCAUCAAUGUUCGCAUCCCUCCACCUGAGGGUGAACUCGGUGACCUUGGGGUCUUGCCAGAAGACUCUCCGGCCGUGGUGCUCGCCGUUCAAGAUGAUUUAGGCGACCACAAUAGCACUCCAAGCGAGAGACCACAACAUGACACAGACCAGAUUGUUUCCGUCCCUGGUGAUAAUAUGCCUGACGAGACGGAAGCACUGGGAGCUUACCACCUAGGGAUACCCUCGCCGUUGGAAUCCACAGCAGCACCUAUCGAUAAUGCUUCAGAGCAAGCGUCUGCACCCUGGGUCGAUUUGAGCUUUGGUCAACUUUCCGCAUUUGUGUCUCCCCCCAAAGAUGAUCCCCAAGAUGAGAUCGACAAACCAGCUGUGAUCGACACAGGGGCAGGACAGCCCGCAAUGGACGCCAUGGGAGUUGUCGUGUUCAUACACAGUACAGCUCCCCAGUCGUCAAAACACCCAACUGAUUACUUCGGUCCCUCGAGCACAAUCAGCCUCCUGCGCGAGGCGCGGAGUGUCAUGGGUCGACAGAAUUCCGGGUACGCGCCUUGGUUGCUUGGUAAUCUGGACCGCGGCUCGGCGGGCAGAAAUGAUACCGUCAUGUCGACCAGCGAGCCAUCUCCCAUGUCGUCUAUAUGGUUCAACUACGGGCCCGACAAGUUCCAUCCCAUACUUGGGAUGAACGUCCCCCCUCGAGCCGAGGCGGAUCGUCUCGUCAACCUCUUCUGGACCUAUGUGCACUCUCUAUACCCCUUUCUACAUUGGCCGUCCUUCUACGACCGCUAUCUCACACUAUGGAGUCCCCAAACAUCUUCACAGGCAGACAGAGCCACCUGUUCCAUGAAUGGAUACUACAGCACCAUCAAUGAGUCCUUGUUUCACUGCAUGCUCAAUGUCGUCUUUGCUCUAGGCCUUCUUCACAAUACGGAGCUCAGUCAACAAGAACGGUAUGAUAUCAGCUUUACCUUUUUCAAGCGCUCAAAGAGCCUCCUCGGCCUUGACUUGCUAGAAAGCGGAAGCACACCCUUGGUACAGGUGCUUCUUCUUAUGGGCCAGUACCUCCAGACCAGAGACAUCACAAGUUCGUGUUGGAACAUCAUUGGGAUGGCUAUUCGUGUCGCUCAGGGAAUAGGACUUCAUCUUCAGCCAGAAGAGCGAGAUGAAGGUGACACUGGCAACUAUCAAGCAGCCGACCAGCUCGAGGAGGAAAUGCGCCGGCGCGCUUGGACUGGGUGUGUGUUACUCGACAGAAUUCUCUCACUUACAUAUGGACGCCCCCUCAUGAUACACUCAGGUGUCGCACACAGCCGACUCUUGCUUCCAUCGUCCAUCGAUGACGAACUGUUGACACGAUCUCCCCAUAGUCCAGGAGCUCAACCAAGGGACAUGCCCAGCCGUGUGGAAUGCUACAUUCACGCCAUCAAACUGCAGGAUAUCCUAGGCCAAGUUCUCACUUCUUUUUACCACCAAGGCUCUGAGGAUGAGGGUGUAUCCGGUCAAAAGGCAGCCGAUGAGUCACGACGCAAGGGUAUCAGCAAUGCCGGGCUGCAAAAGCUACUUGACGUGGACGGCCAGCUUGAUGAAUGGAACAGAAACCUACCGGCGCAUCUGCAAGCCGAUAACUACUCGACCGAACACUCGUCUCUGGGCGGUCCGCGGUCCAAAAGAUCAACCAUUUUUUGCCGACAAGCUACGGUUCUCAAAGCAAGGCAAGUUACCUCUGUAUCUUCUAGUGCGGCGAAUUCGAGCAUGCGACAAAGCAUGCUGAUAAAGACGGGAAAUCUGUGUGCGUCUGUUGCACAAGAACUUGUUCAUCUGAUAACGGAAAGCUCACGCUCCCGUGCUCACCUCCUACCACCGCCCUGGUAUAACGUACUUUCGAUCGCCAUAAUGACGGAGGGGACCAAGAGGGUAGAAUGA
Messenger RNA from Fusarium vanettenii 77-13-4, 2145 nucleotides. RefSeq lists its product as uncharacterized. Gene Ontology annotation, biological process: positive regulation of transcription from RNA polymerase II promoter by galactose; DNA-templated transcription. Bases 1 to 2145 code for a protein of 714 amino acids. Gene Ontology annotation, molecular function: RNA polymerase II cis-regulatory region sequence-specific DNA binding; zinc ion binding; DNA-binding transcription factor activity, RNA polymerase II-specific. The record is from RefSeq and is a predicted model, not a curated record. NCBI's taxonomy places the organism in Eukaryota, Fungi, Ascomycota, Sordariomycetes, Hypocreales, Nectriaceae. The transcript has 6 exons. Gene Ontology annotation, cellular component: nucleus.